Messenger RNA from Paramuricea clavata, 2539 nucleotides. Lineage: Eukaryota; Metazoa; Cnidaria; Anthozoa; Malacalcyonacea; Plexauridae. The record is from the annotation of a GenBank genome assembly.
GUUGUAUUCAGUGGAGUAAGAGGAAGUAGUUACCGAGGUGACAUUGCAUUGGAUGAGAUUUCAAUCACAUCCGGUCAAUGUUCAGGAUCUCCAGGCACACCAAAACCUACAGUAACACCAAAACCUCCAUCAGGGUCAUGUGGCCAGAAAGGAUAUGGUCUGAGUGACUUCCCCAAAAUUGUCGGUGGUCAGGAAGCCACACCAGGUGAAUGGCCAUGGCAAGUAGCACUUUUGCGAGGAACAUUCCCAUUCUGUGGUGGUUCACUUGUUUCAAAUCAAUACGUUAUUACUGCUGCUCACUGCGUCAAAUCAACGGACUGGAAUCGCGUGACGGUAAUUAAAGAUUAUAUUAAUCGUAUCUGGCCAAGCCCAGUGGUAAUAUUCCCUGACGGUAUCCUAACUGUUAUUACCACUUUCGGCUAUAAUUUGAGUUCAUUGAUAAUAUACUGACUAACCAUGGCCUAUCGAAGGGAAGAUGUCUGUCAAACUCAUUAGAAUAACAGUUAUCUAUGCUAGUCAACGUUUGUUCCUAAAUCUGGCCCUUCACCGUCACGUGUGUGUUGUAUUAUUGCCCUGCAACUAACCUUUUUUUAGUUUAGCUUAACAAUGUUUUAGGAAGGUUGCAUAUAUAUCCGUGACUCAAACAAUAUGGUAAAUUGGAAAUUGCUAUUGGUGGAUUUGACAAAAAUACAAUAUGCACGUGACAGUGAAGGACCAGAUUUAUGAAUAAAGGUUGACUAACAUAUAGAUAAUGAGUUAUAUUGUUAUUCUAAUGAGUUUCAUGGCCACGCAUCUUCCCUUUGAUAUAGGCUAGGAAGUAACUGAGCCUUCGUAUCUUUCCAAUUUGAAUAAAACUAUUGAAAAGAGAAACCUUUGUUUAUAGUCUUCUAUGGUUUAUAUACAUUCUUCUUUUUACAUUUUCAGUCACACUUUGUUCUGACAAAUUUCCCAUUUCAGAUCAGAGUAGGUGAACAUGAUAUGCGUGUGAAGGAAGGACAUGAACAAGAUAUCAGUAUUGCAAGAAAUGGCAUUACAGUUCAUCCUCAGUACAACAGUAGAACAACGGAUUAUGAUAUUGCAGUCAUCAGACUUUCCAGAAGUGUUCAGUUUACACAAAGGAUAAAGCCCGUCUGUUUUAACAGAGGCAUUGAUUUCACUGGUAAAGUAAUGUUAUUUUUAGAGCAAUAUAGAAACUUAAGCCGAAAAGGCGAGGUAUUGAAUGCUACUAUCAUUAUCAAUAUUAUCUUUAUCACUCAACAGCCCAAGUAAGGGAACAUUGAAACGUAGCGCUUUUCAUGUGCCGCUCCUAUACAUUGCAUGGUUUAGCUGAAAAAUUCAAGAGCUGGUUGUACAACGGGCAGCCAUGCAGUGCUAUAUCCACCGAUACUAAAAUUGUCCGUUGAUUGGUACAACCCUGAUUAAACUUCAGUGUAUAUAAAGUAAAGUUUCUUUUUAUAUAUUAGUUAUAAAUGUUAAACUUUUCCACCUUUUUCAACGACAAAAAGACCAGAUUACAGGCGCUCUUUGUUUUUCUACUGGUAUUACGCCUAUUAGCAAAAUAGCAAUUCAGAAUUAACCAAUGAACAAUACAUUAUCACGACACAAAUGCGUGUUUAUGGUAAUGCACUUGAUGGUAACCUCCCUAAGCAUUGAGCUCAUAAGGUCUUGAACGCUACCUCCAAAACAACGUUCGUAUACAUAUAUAGAUCAAAUACCGAAGUUAUGGUGUUUCUAUAUAGGUCAACGUUGUUAUAUCACUAGAUGGGGCAGACUGCAAAGUGGAGGAUCAACGCCAAAGGUCUUACAGGAAGCUCAAGUUCCUAUUGUAACUCCACAAGAAUGCAAAAAAGCAUACGGCAGCUCGCGCAUUACUGAUAAAAUGCUGUGCGCUGGAUAUUCUCAAGGUGGUAUUGACACUUGCCAAGGUGACAGUGGAGGUAAGACUCAAGAACAGAUAUGAUUUGUUCGUCUGCACAGUCAAAACGACAUGCCAGCAACCACUAUGCAAGAUCUACAAUCCAGACCAAAACUUAUGUGGACACUUAAUCCAUAAAAAUAAUAACAAACAGCUAAAACCCGAACUCACAGGCAUACCACCCCCCCCCUCCCCUUCUUCAAUUUUGAUAUCCGAAUUAUAUACACUUCUUAUUUGAUUAAAAAUCCCAUUCAACAUUGGCUUGUAGUGGGGCCGGAUAAUUAUUUAGAAAAAACACCACUUGAGUCUUGAGUCCAAUGUCUGUGGGUUGUCCACAACGUUUUGGCCAGGAUUGUAGUUGCCCCAUAUAAUUGCCACAGGUAAGAGUUUAAACCUGCAAAGGUACAGUGUGCCACUAACCAUUUAAAGGCAACCGUUUAAACCGACCUAAUUCAAUGUUGUCUUCCUUUCGCAGGUCCACUUGUUUGUCAACAUAGUGAUCGGUCAUGGUAUCUUACUGGUGUGACGAGCUGGGGUCGUGGAUGUGCAUCUGUCGGAUACUAUGGAGUUUAUGCUCAUGUUGCCAACCUUUACCCCUGGGUGAAGCAAGUUACAGGACUUUAA